Messenger RNA from Ooceraea biroi (clonal raider ant), 711 nucleotides. RefSeq names its product Cuticle-tanning hormone bursicon (gene Burs). The record is from RefSeq and is a predicted model, not a curated record. Gene Ontology annotation, biological process: animal organ morphogenesis. NCBI's taxonomy places the organism in Eukaryota, Metazoa, Arthropoda, Insecta, Hymenoptera, Formicidae. Gene Ontology annotation, molecular function: BMP binding; receptor ligand activity.
AUGUGUCAGAAAGCAUUUUCCUAUCCAAAGGAAGGGAGAAAACAUGGCCACCUAUGGUGUAUAAAAGCUUAUGAUACAGACCUUACAAGCACAGUAAAGUGCUAGGAAAGAACGGCAAUGUAUCGCUCAAGGAGCAGGCUUUUUCAUUACUUUGUGAUCAAUGGAUUGCUGAUGUGCUUGUUGUACGGAGGUGUAACAGCGAUAAUUGGGGUCGACGAAUGUCAGGCAAUGCGUGUGAUACACUUCCUGCAGUAUCCGGGCUGUGUACCGAAGCCAAUUCCCAGUUACGCGUGCAAAGGACGAUGCAGCAGUUACCUGCAAGUAUCCGGAUCCAAAAUGUGGCAAAUGGAGAGGAGCUGUAUGUGUUGUCAAGAAAGCGGUGAGAGAGAGGCUAGUGUGUCCCUGUUCUGUCCGCGAGCGAAACCAGGAGAGAAGAAAUUCAGGAAGGUAAUUACCAAGGCACCGCUGGAAUGCAUGUGCAGACCAUGCACAAGCGUAGAAGAAUAUGCGAUAGUCCCUCAGGAGAUCGCAGGAUUCGCCGACGAAGGCCCCUUCGCAACGUCCGCGCAUUUCAGAAGAUCCUCUGGUUUAGAAUAGAUACAUCUUUGUGCCACUAUUGCUUCGCAGGCGUUCAAAUGUAUUAAUAUAUAACACACGAAGAGAUUUCAUGUUAAUCAACUAUAAAGAUUAAAAUAAAUUCUUAAAGCGAGA